This is a messenger RNA of Pyricularia pennisetigena, 915 nucleotides long. RefSeq lists its product as uncharacterized. Lineage: Eukaryota; Fungi; Ascomycota; Sordariomycetes; Magnaporthales; Pyriculariaceae. The transcript is spliced from 3 exons. Bases 1 to 915 code for a protein of 304 amino acids. The record is from RefSeq and is a predicted model, not a curated record.
AUGCCAAGAAAAGAACCAGAACCUCAGCCUUCCAGAUCCGAAAAAAUAGCGGUUUACCGCAACGAGGCUUGUCAGGCUGUCUUUUCAAGCCCAGAAAACGCAGAACUCCGAACGAAGAAGGCCGUCAAAUCUCUUAUCAACGAGAAUCAUCUUUCGGUAGCUGGCCUUUCUACCAAGCGCCUGAACGCCAUACUGCGAUCGCUCCAGGAAGACAGAGUAUUUGAAUCUUCCAUCUUCGCCCAGGCUGCGUUCCCAGAGCUUCGUCCGUCAGAGACAGUAGAACCAGCGCCCGUCACUGCACCUGCCUCAGUUCCUACACAAGCCCAAGCAACAAUGGGUGUGCGACCAAAAAGAGAGCUUUUAGAAUCUCUUGAGAGGAUAUAUCUCACAGGAGACUACUCAGAUAUUACUAUAGCCUCUGCCACCAGGAAUUACCCGGUCCACCGUGCCAUCCAGGGCUUUGAGGGCGUAAUAACGCUGCACGACAACGAACCCCUUGUGGUUGACAUGAUGAUACAGUAUCUAUACCUCCUCGACUAUAAACCGGCCCAUGACCCUAGCAUCCAACUCGCGGAGAUUAAGCAGAACGCAAGCGCCCCUGAUCUUCUUCUACACGCCAAAGUGUACGCUAUUGCGGAAAACUAUGCCAUCGGCGGUCUCAAAGCCCUAGCCGUUGUCAAAUUUAAAUCAUCUGCAGGAGAGGCCUGGAACACAAAGGAUUUUCUUGAUGCGGCUAUCGAAGCAUACAGUUCCACUAUUGAUACUGAUCGGGAUAUGCGAAAUGCUGUUAUUCAGGUUUUUGCCAGUCGCAAAGAGCUGUUGGAACUGGAUGAAGUCAGAAAGCUCGUCAGAAAACUGGACCAACUUGCUUAUGACUUGCUUCUGUAUUUGCACAACGAAGGAAGAAUCUUAUAA